GAAUUUCAAUCCAGACUACCAUGGAGAAUCUUCUUCAUAAUUUGGAUGCGUUCCUAUUUGGAUGAGACUAAUCUCUCGACCUGCUCCAGAGGCAUUACCAAUCAUGGCUGAAUUGCCCCAGGAGCAUAUUACAUCCGUCAAGGAAGAAUAUGAUGUUCAGUGUUGGGGUUGUGGAUUACACCUUCUUCUUCCAUCAAAUUCUCCACUUUUCAAGUGUGGUUGGUGUGGAGCUUUAACUAAUCAAAAUGCAAGAAAACGUGAUACCAAGUACAUUUGGCUGAGACGUUGGCGUGAUAGAAUCUUUGUCUUUAUCCUCCUCAUGUUUAUGCUCUUUGUGAUAUGUGGUGGAGUGUGGGCCAUGCACCCUGUUCUUUUCGCUACCAGCUAUUUCACUGGAAUUUUCCACUCCAUUUUAACUUUCAUAUUGUCUGUAGCUACUGUUUAUACAUUCAGUUCUGCAGCAUUCAAAUGUGCUGGAACACCUCCAUUCAUAGUCUGGGGUAGCUAUCCAGCUGUGGGGAAAGGUGGCCUUGAAAAUUAUACCUUUUGUAACCUCUGCUCAAAGCCCAAGUCACCAAGAACUCAUCACUGCCGAACAUGUGGAAAGUGUAUAUUGGACAUGGAUCACCACUGCCCAUUUAUAGGGAAUUGUGUUGGUGCUGAUAACCACCCCCACUUCAUUGCCUUACUUAUUUCAGUUAUCGUCAGUACAACAUAUGUGUCUAUCAUGGCUAUAUAUGUAAGUUUCCAGAUAUGGCCAUCUGUAACAUUAGAAAGCAUCAACGACUUAAAUGUGUACAGAACUGAGUUUGCGUUGAGAUAUGUCAGGGAGCUUAUUUUGGGUUUGCUAAGAUCUGCAGUGUUUUUGGACCCUAGAGGGCUUGUUCUAGUAUAUCUGUUUAUUUCUAGUGUUUCAUUGGGGAUAGGGUUGUUCAUACUUCUGUGGCAGCAGCUCUGUUAUAUAUAUGAGGGGAAAACCUUCUUGAGUGAUUUAACUUCACAAGGCAAUGAUGAAGUUGGAGAGAAGGAUUGCCAAAAUAUUUUGCGCUUCUUUGGUUGGCCAUAUUCUUUCUCAAGAUACAUGCCUCUCUGGUCUAUUUCAAGAUUUCUGCCAACUUUCCAGAAGAAGAGACAUGCAAAGUAAAAGUUGUAGUAUGAGCUGAUGAUGCCCAUUUCUUUCCCUAUUUUGGGAGUGUGGGGGAGGCAGAGACUUGCUUUCUUACUGGAGCAGGGUGGUGCAGGGCAGCAGAAUGUGCUGUUCAUAUGAAUUCAACCAAUUACGUGCUACUCAGCAGCAGCGGGGUGAUCAUACGAGGGAAAGCUUAAUCACCCCAUCCCUUGGAAGACUCUUUGUUAGGAUUAUAGUUGAAGCAAUUUGUGCUUUUAUCAAGUAGUGGUACUGUAUAAUGUGUAUCGUACAUAUUCUGGGGAAGUUGGAACCACAAUUGUUUCUUUAACGGUUUAAUUCAUCAUUUUUCUUGUUGCUGAUAGAAAAUUGUCAACUGUUGUUUCUAUGUGUCAGUUGAUGGUUUAACUUGGCUACUCAA
This is a messenger RNA of Argentina anserina (silverweed cinquefoil), 1547 nucleotides long. Its product is annotated as protein S-acyltransferase 11. Gene Ontology annotation, molecular function: palmitoyltransferase activity. The transcript has 4 exons. Bases 62 to 1144 code for a protein of 360 amino acids. NCBI's taxonomy places the organism in Eukaryota, Viridiplantae, Streptophyta, Magnoliopsida, Rosales, Rosaceae. The record is from RefSeq and is a predicted model, not a curated record.